Molecule: messenger RNA, 5092 nt
Organism: Meleagris gallopavo (turkey)
Lineage: Eukaryota; Metazoa; Chordata; Aves; Galliformes; Phasianidae
Source: RefSeq, a predicted model, not a curated record
AUUGUGCCUGUCAUUUGGCUUGGGGAACAGAGCUCGCCAUGGGACGACCUCAAAGAUAUCUCUCCAAAAUGGGUCUCUUACUUGGGUGAUGUGUCUGCUGCCUUGACUGUCUUCUACCCAGAGGAUUUAUUUUCCUUUUGGAAAUAUUUUAAGUUGAAGUCUUGUUCCUUACUGGAAAUUUCCGUCGCUAAAGACUACAUACAAGAUGGGUGAUAUGGCAAACAACUCGGUUGCAUAUAGUGGUGUAAAAAAUGCUGUCAAAGAAGCUAAUCAUGGAGAAUUUGGAGUCACUCUUGCAGAGCUCCGUUCUCUUAUGGAACUUCGAGCUACAGAUGCACUGCAUAAAAUACAGGAAUGCUAUGGAGAUGUGCAGGGCAUCUGUACAAAAUUGAAAACUUCACCAAAUGAAGGUUUAAGUGGAAAUCCAGCAGAUAUAGAAAGGAGAGAAGCAGUUUUUGGGAAGAACUUUAUACCUCCUAAAAAGCCAAAAACAUUUCUUCAGUUAGUAUGGGAAGCACUACAGGAUGUUACACUAAUUAUAUUAGAAAUUGCAGCCGUAGUGUCCUUGGGCCUUUCUUUUUACCAGCCUCCUGGAGGAAAUGAAGCAUUAUGUGGAUCAGUAAAUGUUGGUGAAGAGGAGGAGGAAUCUGAAGCAGGUUGGAUUGAAGGAGCAGCAAUCCUCCUUUCUGUAGUUUGUGUUGUAUUAGUAACAGCUUUCAAUGACUGGAGUAAAGAGAAACAAUUUCGAGGACUGCAGAGCCGUAUUGAACAAGAACAGAAAUUCACAGUCAUCAGAGGUGGCCAAGUCAUCCAAAUACCAGUAGCUGACAUAAUUGUUGGAGAUAUUGCACAAGUGAAAUAUGGUGACCUUUUACCAGCUGAUGGCAUCCUCAUUCAAGGAAAUGACCUCAAAAUUGAUGAAAGCUCACUAACUGGAGAGUCUGACCAUGUUAAGAAGUCUUUGGACAGAGAUCCUAUGCUGCUUUCAGGUACUCAUGUGAUGGAAGGCUCUGGAAGGAUGGUAGUUACUGCUGUAGGUGUGAACUCUCAGACUGGAAUCAUCUUCACUUUGCUUGGGGCUGGAGGAGAUGAAGAGGAGAGAAAAGAGAAGAAGGACAAGAAAAGCAAAAAGCAAGAUGGAGCUGUUGAGAACCGCAACAAAGCUAAAGCUCAAGAUGGUGCAGCUAUGGAAAUGCAGCCACUGAAGAGUGAGGAUGGUGUGGAUGGAGAUGAAAAAGACAAGAAGAGAUCAAAUUUGCCAAAGAAAGAAAAAUCUGUUCUCCAAGGCAAACUUACAAAGCUUGCAGUUCAGAUUGGCAAAGCAGGUUUGUUGAUGUCUGCAAUCACAGUCAUUAUCCUUGUGUUGUAUUUUGUAAUUGAUACCUUCUGGGUUCAGAAGCGACCCUGGCUUGCUGAAUGUACACCAAUUUAUAUUCAGUAUUUUGUGAAGUUCUUCAUUAUUGGAGUUACAGUCUUAGUGGUGGCAGUACCAGAAGGUCUUCCGCUUGCAGUCACCAUAUCAUUGGCUUAUUCUGUUAAGAAAAUGAUGAGAGACAAUAACUUGGUGAGACAUCUGGAUGCAUGUGAAACAAUGGGUAAUGCCACAGCUAUUUGCUCAGAUAAAACAGGAACAUUGACUAUGAACAGGAUGACAGUGGUCCAAGCUUACAUCAGUGAAAAACAUUACAAAAAAAUUCCAGCACCGGAAGCUAUUCCAGAGAAUAUCAUGGCUUACCUUGUCACAGGAAUUUCUGUUAAUUGUGCUUACACUUCCAAAAUACUGCCUCCUGAAAAAGAAGGUGGUCUACCACGUCACGUUGGAAACAAAACUGAAUGUGCCUUGCUGGGUUUUCUUUUGGAUUUAAAACGUGAUUAUCAGGAUGUACGAAAUGAGAUACCAGAAGAGAAGUUACACAAAGUGUACACCUUCAACUCUGUUAGAAAAUCUAUGAGUACUGUGUUAAAAAACUCUGAUGGCAGUUUCCGAAUAUUCAGUAAAGGUGCCUCCGAGAUAGUUCUUAAAAAGUGCUUCAAAAUACUGAGUGCUGAUGGAGAACCAAAGGUAUUCAGACCUAGGGACCGUGAUGAUAUUGUAAAAACUGUAAUUGAGCCAAUGGCUUCUGAAGGGCUCAGAACCAUUUGUUUGGCAUUUAGAGACUUUCCAGCAGGGGAACCGGAGCCAGAAUGGGACAAUGAAAAUGACAUUGUUACUGGUCUGACAUGCAUCGCUGUUGUUGGGAUUGAAGAUCCUGUGAGACCUGAGGUACCCGAUGCAAUAAAAAAAUGUCAGCGUGCAGGCAUAACUGUACGUAUGGUCACUGGUGAUAACAUUAAUACUGCUCGUGCUAUUGCAUUAAAAUGUGGUAUUCUGAAUCCUGGUGAAGACUUUCUGUGCUUAGAGGGCAAAGACUUUAAUAGGAGAAUACGCAAUGAAAAAGGAGAGAUAGAGCAAGAGCGAAUAGAUAAAAUUUGGCCAAAGCUACGUGUUCUUGCAAGAUCAUCGCCUACUGACAAACACACUCUAGUAAAAGGUAUAAUUGACAGCACUAUCUUUGAUCAGAGGCAAGUUGUAGCAGUAACUGGUGAUGGUACCAAUGAUGGUCCUGCACUGAAGAAAGCAGAUGUUGGAUUUGCUAUGGGAAUUGCUGGAACCGAUGUUGCUAAAGAAGCUUCUGAUAUUAUCCUUACGGAUGACAACUUCACAAGUAUUGUAAAAGCAGUUAUGUGGGGACGAAACGUAUAUGACAGCAUUUCGAAAUUUCUUCAGUUCCAGCUUACUGUCAAUGUAGUAGCAGUAAUUGUCGCUUUUACAGGAGCAUGCAUAACACAGGAUUCUCCACUUAAAGCUGUGCAGAUGCUGUGGGUAAAUCUGAUAAUGGACACAUUAGCUUCUCUUGCCUUGGCGACAGAACCACCAACUGAAGCUCUUCUAUUACGAAAGCCUUAUGGUAGAAACAAACCUUUGAUUUCUCGUACAAUGAUGAAGAAUAUUUUGGGUCAUGCAUUCUACCAACUCGUAGUGGUCUUUACGCUCCUGUUUGCUGGUGAGAAAAUUUUUGAUAUUGAUAGUGGAAGAAAUGCACCUCUGCAUGCCCCUCCUUCAGAGCAUUAUACUAUUGUCUUCAAUACAUUUGUAAUGAUGCAGCUUUUUAAUGAAAUUAAUGCCCGGAAAAUUCAUGGUGAAAGAAAUGUUUUUGAAGGAAUCUUUAACAACGCUAUCUUCUGUACUAUUGUUCUGGGAACAUUUGUUGUGCAGAUAAUUAUCGUGCAGUUUGGUGGAAAACCUUUUAGUUGCUCAAAACUCUCAAUUGAACAGUGGCUGUGGUCCGUUUUCCUGGGCAUGGGAACACUACUCUGGGGCCAGUUGAUUUCAACAAUUCCAACUAGCCGCCUGAAAUUCCUUAAGGAAGCUGGUCAUGGAACACAAAAGGAAGAGAUUCCUGAGGAAGAGCUAGCAGAAGAUGUGGAGGAGAUUGAUCAUGCUGAGCGAGAAUUACGUCGUGGUCAGAUCUUGUGGUUUAGGGGCCUAAACAGAAUACAAACUCAGAUGGAUGUAGUGAAUGCUUUCCAGAGUGGAAGUACCAUUCAGGGGGCUCUAAGGCGGCAACCCUCCAUCGCCAGCCAGCACCAUGAUAUACGAGUGGUGAAUGCAUUUCGUAGUUCUUUGUAUGAGGGGCUAGAGAAACCUGAGACACGAAGUUCAAUUCACAAUUUUAUGACGCAUCCUGAGUUUAGAAUAGAAGACUCCGAGCCUCAUAUUCCCCUUAUUGACGAUACUGAUGCUGAAGAUGACGCUCCAACAAAACGCAACUCUACUCCCCCACCCUCUCCCAAUAAAAAUAACAAUGCGGUUGACAGUGGAAUUCACCUUACAACAGACAUGAACAAGUCUGCUACCUCUUCAUCCCCAGGGAGCCCGCUACAUAGUUUGGAAACAUCACUCUGAUUGUAAGCUGAAUGUUAACACACUAGCUGCAUUGUAAAGAAAUUGAAACUGGGUCUCUUCACACUUUAUGAUGGACAAGAUGAGAUUCUUGUCUUGGACUUCAACAGAAGACACACUUGUACGAAUGUAGAUUUAUUUUUUUAAAAAAAGCUUUCUGCCAGACUGGAGGGUGCUUUUCUGGGGGUGGGAGUAAUAAUGAACUCUGACAGAUGAACAGUAACUCGGCAUAAGUGACCUGUGGAUCAUCUGUUGUACUUAAGAAUGGUCCUGAACAGUGUGUUAGCAGAGCUUUAGUUUAUCAUGAUCCUUUUUUGAGGGGAAGGCUGGGAAGGGCAAGGAGGCCCUGGAUUGUUGAAUUGAUACUUUAAUUUCUGCUGUUGGCUGUUAAUAAUUUGGAUUAUUUAUGUUUAUAAAUGAUACAGAUCUGUUUACAAGGUUUGUAGAUACUUUUUUGUUCCUGUUCAUAGAUGGGAAGCUUCCUUAUAAAUGAUGCAGAGAAAAAUAAUAAUAAAAAAAAAAAAAACUAGUCCUUCAAAUACUGCUGUAUUUUCAGGAAAAGGGUGUUUCUAUUGAAACUGUACUAAAUUUUGCCUGCAAUUUACCUUGUUAAAUAUUGUAGAUAAAUUGCUGAUACUAAUAGCCAAAUAGAUAACACUAAUGCUUUGUAAAAACAUGAGCAGUGGUGUUCUAAUGAAGUUAUGGCCUCUGUCCUGAUUAGUUUCUUAAAUACAUUUACUACUUAAUGGUUUUGAAACAACUGUUUAAUUUUUAAAAAUUUUGAGAAACUUACUGAAUAACUUUUGUUCAGAACUUAGUAGGAUUGUUUAAUGCAGGACAUCAAUAUGUGAUGGAACUUGCUUGAAAUAUUUCUGUUAUCUCGGGCAAAAUGGAUUAAAUCAAAAUACAUCAGAAUCUUAGUCCUUUGUUUUUGUCUAAACAUGUUAGUUUAGUGCUGUCUUGGUGAACUGUGAGUGGAACUGUGAUUUUUUUCUAAUCUAUAAAAUCCUUCAUGCAGCAUGAGGGCUGUUGGCAUUUUGAAAGGUUGUUAGUGGGUAGCAUACAUGUUCUCCUUUUUGUUUUUGAAACUUGUUUGUAAACAUGAAUAAACCUGCCCUUUUGUUAAAAUAAAAUUGCAGCAAUGGUUUA